UUCGUGGGUAAAACUUAGGAUCAUUUUAAUUUGACUCUAAUCCAUACUUUUAAACAGUUCAUUAUUGAAAGCAAUAAGUCAUCAGUGUGAAAUUUCACAAAAAGAAAUAAUGAUAUUACGAUCACAUCGUAUCGGAUUAUAGUGAGAUAAUGCGAAUUAAUUUAUUGACUAGACAACCGUGACAGUGUUGUCUUGGGGGCAUUCUCUACAGUGGGCACAUGCUAGCAAUCAGUCGGAGACAUUCUCUCCACAAACACGGUCGCUUUUGAUAUAACUUUUAAUUUCCUUUUAUAAUGUUAUUGUGUUUUGUGUAUUUUGUGAUCGUUUUAGAUCAUUUUAUCAGUGGACAAAUUUCCGAAAAACCCAACAUUGUCAUAAUUGUAGCAGAUGAUUUGGUUAGUCAUUCUGAUAUUUGUUAUAAUAAUCCAAAAGAUAUUUUUCAUUUCUUCACAUAACCAGUUAAAGUAACAAGUUCGCAAAUGAGAUAGCAAACAAGUGUAGGAUUCCAAAGUGUGAAAUAAUUCAUAAAUUGCAAGCAUACAAAAUUAUGCUAUCGAAUUCAGUGAAAUAUUAUAUCAACAUUAAUUUAAAGGGCUCAAAUGAUGUUAGUUUUCGGGGUUCUAAUCAAAUACCCACCCCAAAUAUCGACGCUCUAGGUUAUCAAGGUCUAAUACUCAAUCGACAUUACGCCCCUGCACUAUGCACUCCUUCAAGAGCUGCCCUCUUAACCGGAAAGUAUCCCAUCCAUUUGGGGAUGCAGCACUAUGUCAUCCCUUCAGAUGAACCAUGGGGACUUCCACCUGGCUUUAAGAUUCUACCUCAAUAUUUAAAAGAAGCUGGAUACAAGACAAGGAUAGUUGGAAAGUGGCAUUUGGGGAUGGCUAGGAAACACUAUAUCCCCACUGAAAGGGGAUUUGACUCCCAUGUGGGCUUCCUAGGACCCUACAUUGACUACUUCGACUACACACUCAAGAUGACCAAUAAGAACUACAGUGCGGGCUUUGAUUUUCGUCAAAAUGAUCAUAUUUAUCGUGAAAGAGUGGGUGAAUAUGCGACGGAUGCGAUCACAGAAGAAUCAUCGAAGGUUAUUCGCGACCAUGAACCCUCCAAGGGUCCACUCUUUCUCUUUGUCGCUCAAGUCGCCCCACACGCCGCAAAUGAAUAUGAUCCACUUCAAGCGCUGGAUCGCGAUCUCCAGCAAAUGUCGCAUAUUGAGGGGGAGAAGCGGAGAUAUUAUGCUGCAAUGGUGGCAGCUCUCGAUCGUUCUGUUGGGAGAAUUGUCGAUGCACUCUGGGCGAAAAAUAUUCUCAAUAACACCAUCAUUCUUUUCUACUCAGACAACGGGGGACCCACUCAUGGUCUUCACUCCACAACAGCCUCCAAUUGGCCACUGAGAGGGCAAAAAGACAGUCCAUUUGAGGGAGGAGUGAGGGUUCCAGCUGUUAUUUGGAGUCCUCUGCUACAAACGAAACAAGGCGUUAGCAACGUCCUGAUACACACGUCAGAUUGGUUGCCUACUUUUGCUAGCUUGGCUGGAAUACCUGCAGAAGAUCUCAGUGAAAUGGAUGGAUUUAACAUUUGGAAUGCUUUGAAUGAAAAUUCUACAAGUCCAAGAAGUGAAGUGCUUCACAAUAUUGAUCCAAUUACUGGCUACAGUUCUUAUGUCAGGAAUGGAUGGAAAUAUGUUAAUGGGACAAGAUUGAAUGGGGAAUAUGAUGAAUGGUAUGGAGAAAUAGAACCCAAUCAAUCUAUUUCUGUUGAAGAGUAUACCACAGCUGUCCGAGAGAGCUCAGUAUGGAAUAUUUUAAGUACUUACACAAGAACAGAACUGACUGAAUAUGAUAUUUUGGAUAUAAGAAAUUUGGCCACAACGAAAUGCAAUAGAGACAGCCUUCCCGAAAUUCCUUGUGAGCCACUGAAAGCUCCAUGCCUCUUUCAUGUUGACUCUGAUCCUUGUGAAAUUUCCAAUCUCGCAUCAAUUGAUCCUGAACGAGUAGCCAUGCUCAAAAAGCGAGUUGAUGAUUUUUCUAUGACAAUGCUAGCACCUAUAAAUGUUAAAGCGGAUCCAAAAUGUGAUCCAAGACAAUUUGGAAACAUUUGGACCUGGUGGUUGGAUGAACUAGAUGCCCGGAAUCAUAAUCAGAAUUUUGACGAGCUCUUUUGGAUUCUCGUUACGCUUACGAUUUUUGUGGGUCUCCUUGUAAUUGGUGUUAUUGUUUUCGGCUGCAAAAAACGACAAAUUUGUACCACAUAUAUUAAGAAAUAAUUUAAGUAUUUUUGAUAUUGUAAUAUAAUAAAAAAGGUACUCAUACUUUUAUAAUGCUUUAAUUGUUUAAUUAAAUGACUUUUUUAAUAAAUACCACUAUUAAACAA
Phlebotomus papatasi is the source of this 2373-nucleotide messenger RNA. RefSeq names its product arylsulfatase B-like. The record is from RefSeq and is a predicted model, not a curated record. Bases 548 to 2266 code for a protein of 572 amino acids. The transcript has 3 exons. NCBI's taxonomy places the organism in Eukaryota, Metazoa, Arthropoda, Insecta, Diptera, Psychodidae.